UAUGUGUGUCCAUAGAAGAGUCAGCCAUUGCUGGUCUGAUCCCUUAUAUCCUUCUGUCCUUUAUCCUGGCAUUUUGCUCUGCCACGGUCAACUACAUCAUGCCUUUUGUUUUUGGAGCCAUCACGGCCACUUUGAUCUUUGAAGCAGCAGCUCUGGUGACAGGCCCUUGGGCUCUGGUGGUCUCUGGGGUUCUGGAGCUGCUCAUUUUGAUCUUUGCCAUCUAUGGUUCAGCUGCUCUACUCAUCAAAAGGGCUGACUCAACGUCUAGUUCUUAAAGGCUUUGGGACCCCCCUCUUUAAUGUUCUCCUGCUAGGAACCACCAACUCAACAGGUGCUCAGAAACCUGGUCAAGAGAAGAAGAAGAACACAAAAUAUGCAGAGCCCAUGGCCUUGGGUUUCUUCUGUGACUCUAUUGCUCCCUUCAUCGUUGCCUUCUACAGCUUUGGGUACAUGAAAUCGUUUGGUUUAGGAGUUGCAUGGGUAUCAAUCAUCUCAGUUGCCCAGCUGUUCUCCAGCUACUACGCUCAUUUGCGCCAGGAUAGCUACCACACUACAAAAUUUGGGAUUCAUGCCAUGUAUUGGCUGAUCAAGGCUUGGGAUGAGUUUGUGGCAUCUGCCCUGAUUGUGGAGCACGGUCAAGUUGUUGCUGGUAGGGAAGCCAUGGUGGGAGACUGGUUCUUUGUGGUGGCCGGCUUGGUGCUCUGUGUGGGAAGCCUGAACAUGGACACUCUGGAGCUGAUCCACAACUUGCUCUUUGUUCUGCUCACAGUCUCAACAAUCCCCCAGAUCCCCCUGCAGGGUUACUACAUCUUCUUUGGUGUAGCCUGCUCUCUCUUCACUGCAGUCUCAGUCUACGGUACCUUCUCACGCCUCAUAAACACCAUCGCAGAGAAGUCUCUAAUCCCUGUGGGACCACAGCCGGUCUCCUCCGAGCAGCUGAAGAGAGCUCUGAUGUGUAGAAGAUCUCAACAGGGAGAACAAAAAGAGCUGCCCAACAGUGAUCAGGCCUCAGAUGCUCUGUUUUAUCUCACCAACGGGGUUGCAGCACUUUCAGCUCUUCAUUCAGAAGUGUCAAGUGGGAACGCUUCAUUCCUUCAUCUGACUGUCCCCUGGGUCCUCAUCUCUGGAGGCAUCAUUCAGACCUAUGUCAGCAGGCUACAAGUCACCGGAGAGGGCCGGUUUGGAUCAGUCAUCUCAUCCAUCUACGUGGUUGUAUGGGCAACUUGGACGUGGUUUCGAUUUGCAGGUUUUCAGCUUCAGCUCCCCGUCCUGGCAGCCUAUGGAUUCACAGCUGGAGGCGUUGCUUUACUGGUCAUUAAUGCCUUCCUCAUGCUGAUUGGUAAGGUCUAGUAUCUGCUUUCAGCGCUGGAAUUCACAGUUUUUAUUCAUUCAUAAUUUUGUCCUUUUGUUUCUUCUAUUAGCUGCUUAUAGGAACGUGGUUCUGUUGUUUCUAACAACAAUCAUGGAGGUUGUUCUUGUCUGCUUCCUUCUCUCCACCCUGCACAGACUUCCAUACCAACUUGAAAGUGAGUUAAAACCGCCUGUUAUAAACUUUAUGUAUUUACGAUACUGACUCUCAUCAGAACAAAUAAAGUUUAACAUCCAGAAAUGAUGUAUUGCAGUUGCCAUGCUUGCAUUGGUAUCCAUCAUUUGCUUUUAUGGCACCUUGGCUUCACUGAUGAACUGCAUCUUCUCACAAAGAGUGAUCCCAAUGGGUCCUCCCAUAAUAAAGGUAAUGACUGAAGUUUAGAUUGGCCUACCUUUAAGAAUCAGCAUGAAUAAUUAAUAAAAAUGUGUGUGUGUGUUUUAGGAAAAAGUGAAACAGGAAGCUUGUGACAAGCCGUCCUGUCCCAUGGCUAGCUCGCGUCUCACCAGCGGUCUGUUGAAGAUAGCUGGACUUCUCGAGGACGGGGGUGUGUGUGGUAUUCCCACAGAUACUGUGUACGCUCUGGCUGCUUCCUGCAAGAAUCCUCAGGCGAUAGAAAAAAUCUACAACAUUAAAGUAAGAAGAUAGAGGAGGCUUUUUUAACAGCAAUAUAC
Molecule: messenger RNA, 2040 nt
Organism: Nothobranchius furzeri (turquoise killifish)
Lineage: Eukaryota; Metazoa; Chordata; Actinopteri; Cyprinodontiformes; Nothobranchiidae
Source: RefSeq, a predicted model, not a curated record